Molecule: messenger RNA, 13979 nt
Organism: Cavia porcellus (domestic guinea pig)
Lineage: Eukaryota; Metazoa; Chordata; Mammalia; Rodentia; Caviidae
Gene: Brca2
Product: BRCA2 DNA repair associated
Exons: 30
Coding region: 780-10955 (3391 amino acids)
Biological process (GO): double-strand break repair via homologous recombination; regulation of DNA-templated transcription
Cellular component (GO): nucleus
Source: RefSeq, a predicted model, not a curated record
AAAGCAGAAGGUGAAAGAAACAGUGCCUGCCUGGCUGCUACAGCUGUGGCACGAUGGGGCUGGUAACACACAGUUAAAUCCAUGGGCCAACACAGCCAGAACCCCCUCUAUGAGAUGGGUUCUGCAGGAUGUACAGAGGACAGUCCCCGAAGCAGGUAAUCAGACUGUGAUAAACUGGCUGAUGGCAGUGGCUUGCCUAGCACUGGAGAAUCCAGACCUGUGGAGUGAGUCACUACCUAGACUUGGUAACUGUGCUACAUGAGUUGGACGUGCAGCAAAUUAGGUUUGCGCUGCAGUCUCACAGCCCAGAUGAGAAACUGCUGAUUGCACACAAGAACACGAUCCCAGUGAUCACUGCGUCAGUGUCAGCCCUUCUAGCCCCCUUUGCAGAUUGCGUGAUCCACGAUGCUUUGGAUAUCUUGGCCCAGCUGGGAGACAUGGAAGUGAAGCACCAAAGUAAGAUUUGAAAGCUGCCUUGCAUAGUCUGAAGGAAGCUUUACUGGCAUGGGGAUGGACCAGGAACAAAGACAAGGUCCAGGGACCUGGCUUGUCUGUCAAAUUCUUGGAUGUCAUAUGGCUGGGUCAGUUUAGUGGAAAGACAGACACAAAAACAGUAGAUCGGCACCCUAGAAAUGUCGAAGAUAUUACCACACCUGCACAGAAGCCCGGCUACGCAAGAUCGCCCUUACACUGGAAAGUAAGGAACUGCGCGGGGAGCGACCCAAGGCCCGACUUCCGGAGGUACAGUAAUUCAAGAGGUGGAAAACUUGUAAAGAAACAUGCCUAUUGGGUCCAAGGAGAGACCAACUUUUUUUGAAAUUUUUAAGAGGCGAUGCGACAAAGCAGAUUUAGGACCUAUAAGUCUUAAUUGGUUUGAAGAACUUUCUUCAGAGGCUCCACCCUUUAACUCUGAACCUGCAGAAGAAUCUGAAUAUAAAGUCAACACUUAUGAGCCCAAUCCAUUUAAAACACCACAAAGAAAACCCUGUUAUCAAUUAGCUUCAACUCCAAUAAUAUUCAAAGAGCAAGGCCAAACUCUACCACUAUACCAGUCUCCUUUAAAUGAAUUAGGAACGGAUAUUGCCGAUACUGAACUUAAAAAUUGUCACACAGUAAAGGCUAACGUGGACCGAAUAAGUGAUGUUACCAGUCCACCUCUGAAUUCUUGUUUCAGUGAAAGUCCUCUUGUUCUACGAUGUACACAGAAAACACCACAAAGAAAAAUGCCAGUUAUAUGUGGGAGUUUAUUUCAUACACCCCGGCUUGUGAAGGGUCAGACACCAAAACACAUUCCUGAGAGUCUCGGAGCAGAGGUGGAUCCUGAUAUGUCUUGGUCAAGUUCUUUAGCUACACCUCCAACUCUUGGCUCUACAGUGCUCCUAGUCAGAGAUGAAGUAUCUGAAACUAUAUUUCCUAAUGAUACUACUGUGAUUUUGAAGCACUCUUUGUCUAGCCAUGACGAAAAUCUGAAGAAAAAUGAUAGCUUUAUCCCUCCUGUGAUGGAAAAUGAAAACAAAAAUCAAAGAGAAGCUAGCCAUUCUGGAUUGGGGGAAGUGGUAGGAAAUUCAUUUGGCAAAACAUGUAGCAGCAAAGAUCAUUUUGGAAAGUUAAUGCCAAAUCCCCUAGAAAAUGAAGUGCAUGAAACAGUCACAGACAUUUUUGAUGAAGAUAGUUUUUCACUAUGUUUUCCUAAGUAUAGAACAGGAAAUCUACAAAAAACAAGCAAGACUAGGAAAAAAAUUUUCCAUGAAGCUAGAACUGAUGACUUCAAAGAACAAAUGAAAGAAAAUAAACAUUCAUUGACAUCUGAAAUGGAACCAAAUGAUGGUGAUCCUUUAGAUUCAGAUGUAGCAAGUCAGAAGCCUCUUGGCCCUGAAAGUGACAGAAUCUCCAAGGAAGCCGCACCAUCUUCAUCCUGUGAGUGGUCCCAGCUAACAUUCCCAGGUCCAAAUGCAACCCAGAGGAAGGAAAUGCCUGUACUGCCUGUCUCUUCUUAUGACCAAGAUAAUUCUGGAAAAGACUCAAUAGAGAGUGAAAAAGAAAGUUCAAACCAUAAUACUUCAGAAAAUUCUUUGCCACAUACUUCUAGCCUAUCAGAAAAGAUAUCAAAUGGGGAAAAACCUGUAGAUGAGAGAGAUGGAAGGCAGCAUCCUGAAUCUCAUGAAGACUCCAUUCGUGCAGUGAAAGGGACAGUGUCUUGGACUUCUCCGGUAUCUCCUCUAUUUCAGGGUGCCAAAAGGCCUAUAUUCAAGAUAGGAGAACCAUCUGAAGACACUUUCAAUACAGUUCUCUCAGACAUUGUGAUGAAGCCAAACUUUAAAGAAACUGAAACCUCUAAAAGUGGGUUGGAAAUGUAUACUGAUUGUUCACAGAAAGAGGAUUCUUUAUGUCUAAGUUCAGUUGAUAACAGAAGUUUGCCAGCUGCUAUCCCACAUUCUUCUGUAACUUUGAAGAAUACAGGUUUAAUAUCAUCUUUGAAAAAGAAGACAAAAAAGUUUAUUUAUGCUAUAAAUGAUAAGGCAUGCUAUCAAAGGGAAAACUUGCAGGAAAACCAAAAAACAGAACUAACUAGCCAUUCAGCCCAGUUUGAAGCAGACACUUUCAAAGCAUCACUUACGUUUACAAAUGCUGAUGCAGGUUUAUCACAUUCUUCUGUCAAAAGAAACUGUUUUCAGAAUGAUCCUAAAGAGUCAACCUUUUUGACCAACUCUUCUGGAACAAGUCCGAGGAAACAUUCCAAUAAUGAAAGUAGUUAUGCUAAUAAAAUAAUAUCUCAGGACCUUAAUUAUAAUGAAACAAAACUUAAUAAGGAAAAAUCACAGUCACUUACAUCCCCAGAAACUGAUUUUCUGUCAUGCCUGCAGAAAAGACGGUGGGAUGAUGAUCCAAAAAGCCAGAAAGUUUCAGAUAUAAAAGAAAAUGUCUUGGUUGUAACAUGUCAGCCUGAAGCGCGGCAUUCAGAAGCAGAACAUAGUGGUAUUCUGUUUCAAUCACAGAAAAGCUUUUUUGAUGGCCAUGAUAAUACCAGCCCUCUUACAUUAACUCCUAGUUCCAAGGAUCCUCUUUUAAAUCCAGUUAUGAUUUCUAAAGGAAAAAAAUCAUACAAAAUAUCAGAGAAACUAAAACGUGAGAAUUGUGAAACUGGUAUUGAGUUAGCCCAAAAUAUUUCUAUUGAAAACAAUCAAGAAAUAUGUGUUUUAAAUUUAAAUUCUAAAAAAACUGAGCUAUUGCCACCUGAAAAAUAUGUAUCAGCAGCAUCACCUUCGGUGACGAUGCCGUUCAGCCAUAAUACAAAUCUAACAGCAACCCAAGAAGACCAGGAAGAAACUUCGUUAAUUUCAGAAAUGCCUGGUAAUCCAAACUCUGAAGAACUUUUCGCAGGCAAUAAAAAUAAUUUUGUUUUCCAAAUAACUGAUGAAAGUAGUCCUGUUUUAGGAAAGACUAAGGAGGUUCAUGGAUCUGACUGCAGUUUUAUGAAAGAGUCCAUUCUCCAGAACUCUGCCAUGGUAGUAGAUACAGACAUAGAUGACAAACAAGUGGUCCAAAUGCCAAUUACUGAAGACUUUGGCCCAUCAAAUACAAUACAUGAUCUUAAAGAGAACAGAACUGAUGUAAAGCAGCAUCUAGCUUCAGGUCAAGACUUGAAAUCAGAUCUCUCCUUGGAUAGGAAGCCAAACAGGAAUGAUUACACACACAAAAUGACAGUGAUCUUAGGUCCAGUUUCGAGUCACAGUUUUGGAGGUGGCUUCAGAACAGCUUCCAAUAAAGAAAUAAAAGUCUCCCAACAUUAUAUUAAAAAAGGCAAAAUGCUCUUCAAAGAUAUUGAAGAACAGUAUCCUACUAGUUCAGCUCCUGUUGAAAUUGUAAAUGCCUUAUUAAAUAACGAAAAGAAAUUAAAUAAACCUCAUGCAUUUGAUUUACAGUCAGUUAAUACUGUGUCUACAUAUGUCCAGAGAAGUGCCUCUAUUUCUGAUCAUGAAAACCACACAGCCUCCCAGAGGUUAUCAGUAAAGCAAGAUUUUAAUUCAAACCUUAAUUUAACACCUAGCCAAAAGGCAGAAAUUACAGAACUUUCUUCUAUAUUAGAAGAAUCAGGAAGUCAGUUUGAAUUUACACAGUUGAGAAAACCAAACCACUUGAUAAAAAGUAACACACUCCAAGUGCCUGGAAACCAGAUGACUGCCUUAAGUACCACUUCUAAGGAAUCGAAAGAUGUUAAUCUUCAAGCCAUAAUUGAUGCCUCAUCUAUCUGUCAGGUGGGUAGCAGCAAAAAGUUUGGAGGAGCAGCUGGAGAAAAACAGAAAUCUGCUUGUUUAUUAAAAAACAAUCCUAACAAAAGUGCUGCUGGUUUUUUAACAAAUGAAAAUGAAGUAGCGUAUAGAGGUUUUUAUUCUGGUCUUGGUACAAAGAAACUGAGUGUUUCUAGUGAAGCUCCCCAAAAACCCUUGAAACUGUUCAGUGACAUUGAGAAUAUUAGUGAAGAGACUUCUGACAAAGUAGAUCCAAGUUUCUCUGCAAGUAAAUGUUAUGAUUCUGUUGCUUCAGUGUUUAAGAUAGAAAAUCAUAACAACAAUAAAAAUGUAAAUGUGAAAAACAGUUGCCAGGCAGUAUUACAAAGUAAUGCUGAAAUGACUACUGGCAAUUUUGCUGAAGAAAAUACUGAAAAUUGCAUGAGAAAUUCAGAAAAUGAAGAUAAUAAAUAUAUUGGUACCAGUACCAAUAACUGUAAAUUGGGAAAACCUGGAGGCACAGAUUCAAGUAAAAAUGAUACAGGUUAUAUUCAGAAAGAUAAUGAUUUGCCAUGUAAGGAUCAGCACAAUAUGCAUCUUAAAUUAUCUAGCCAGUUUAUGAGUGAGGUAAGCACAGAACUUAAAGAAACUUUGUCAGAUUUAACUUGUUUGGAAGUUGUAAAGGCUGAAGAAACAUGUUAUAUUAAUUCAAAUGAACAGUUAACCACAGAUGAGAUGGAACAAUAUACAAACAAUUUUGGUAUAUCCUUUCAGACUGCAAGUGGAAAAAAUAUCAGUGUCACCAAAGAGUCAUUAAAUAAAGCUGUAAAUCUCUUUGAUCAAGAAACAGAAGAAUGGAAUGACUUUUCAGAUUCCUUGAAUUGUAAAUUGCUUCCUGGCAUAAAGAAUAAAAUGGAUAUUUCAAGUCAUGAGGAAACAAAUGUAAUGAAAAACAAAAUAUUGGAAAAAAGUACCCCAGCUGGUACUGCAGCUCAGUUAUGUGUCUUGCAACAGCCUGAAUGUAAAAUAGAAAACGAACCUAACCUGUUGGGUUUUUAUACAGCUAGUGGGAAAAAAGUAAAUAUUGCAAAGGAAUCUUUGAACAAAGUGAAAAAUCUUUUUGAUGAAAACCGGCAAGAUGUUAGUAAAAUUACCAAAUGGGGUCACCAAGUAGCAAAGAUCCUGAGUGACAGACAGGACUGUGAAGAAAGGCUUGAAUUAGCACGUGAGACUGUUGCGAUAACAGAUAUCCCACAGUGUGAAGAAAUGCCCAGCGUAAGUGGUGGUUUACACAGACAAACCAAAAAUCUCAAAGCAUCAAAUAGUAUCUCUUUAAAAGUUAAAGUACCUGAAAAUGUGGAAAAAGGAAUAGCAAACCCUCCUACAACUUCCUGCACAGAUCAGUUCUCUUAUUCAGCUAUUAAAGAUUUGCCUGUAGCAUUUUACACAGGACAUGGUAAAAAAAUUCCUGUGAAUCCGGCUUUAUUAUUUAAGGCAACAAAGUGGCUGAAAGACCUGAAUGAUGAACAUGAAGAAGUAAAUACUGCUAAAGGUGUAUGUGUAAAGGAAUAUUCUCAGGAUUGUGUGGGAAAUCCUUCAAAUAAAAUUUGUUCAAGCAGUAACAUAACUGCAAAUGACAAAAGUCAUGUCUCUGAAAAACAAGGUUUACCUCAUUUGAGUAACAGUUGUAUGUCUGACAGCUACCAUUUUGAUAUUAGUCAUUCUGAUAAUGCAUAUGAUUCAGGAUAUCUCUCAAAAAAUCAAGUUGAUUCUGGUACUGAAUUAGUCAUGAAUGUCAAAGAUAAAAAUAACACUGACUUUUCUGAAGUAGUACCAACUAUAAAAGUAAGCACACAUCCACAAGCCAUAAAUGAAGAUGUUUGUGUUCAGCAACCUGUGACUAUCUCUUCACCAUUCAAAAGUAAAAAUCCAGCCGUUAACGUGGCUGUAUCUGAUUCAGGUAAUUAUGAGGUCGGGCCACCUGCAUUCAGUACAGCAAGUAGUAAAAUGGUCUUUGUUUCACAGGACUCAACUGAAAAACAGGUAUUUAUAGAAAACUGCAAUAAGACGAUUAACCAAAACACUGAAAGUAAAUCAGAUACUUGCCAAAGGGAAACUGUGACAGGUAGUAAGGCAUUAGAUAAUUCAGAGGAUGCUAUUUUUCCUGACUCUCCAGAUGAUGAAGAAUGUGUGCGGUCGUGUAAGAGUUUUGCUGAUACUCAAAGUGAAGAAAGCUUACAACAUAACAAAAGCAUGUCUGGGUUGGAGACCAUUUUUGAAAGACCAUCUUAUGUUAGCUUGAAAGCGCCAGAUAAAUGUAAAUUUAGUGAUACAGAGAAGCUUCCCAAGACAAUGUCUUCUAAUAUUUAUGGAAUUUUUAGCACGGCAAGUGGAAAAUCUGUACAAGUAUCAAAUGGUUCAUUACAAAAGGCAAAACAGAUGUUUUCUAAAACAGAAGAUAGUGCCAAGCAGCUGUUUUCCAAAGUAUUUAAAAGCAGUGAACAUUCAGACCAAUUCACAAAAGAAGAAAUUACUGUAAUGCGCACCCCCUCAAAAGUACCAUCACCUCCGAAAAACUUUCACCAUAGUGCACGUUCAACUGCUUUCUCUGGAUUUAGCACAGCAAGUGGAAAACAAGUGUCAGUUUCAGAAAGUGCCUUACACAAAGUUAAGGGAAUGUUAGAAGAAUUUGAUUUAAUACAAACUGCUUAUACUCUUGGGCACUCGACUUCAUCUAGACAAGAUGUAUCGAAAAUACCUCUUUGUAUUGAUGAGAGUACCCCUCAACACUCCAUAGACUUUAAAAUGCAAAAAAACUGCAAUAAUGAAUACAAAGUAUCAAGUAACUAUAACACUGAAAGCAGUUCAUCAGAAGGGAAUCACUCUGUUACACUUUCUCCUUGUCUCUCUCAGUUUAAGCAAGACAAACAGCACUUGGUGUUAGGAACCAGAGGAUCGCUUUUUGAGAAUGCUCAUAUUUUGAGGGAAGAACAGGCUUUCCCCCAAAAUUCAAUGGAAAUUAGUAAAACUGAAACUUUUUCUAACGACUCUGUGCGAACAAGUGCAGAAGUAUGUUCUCCUAAUCCCGAAGAACCAGAAACCUAUUUUGAAACAGAAGCAGUGGAGAUUGCCAAAGCUUUCAUGGAAGAUGAUGAGCUGACUGAUUCUGAACCACCAGGUCAUCCUGGACACUCACUUUCUACCUGCCAGAAAAAAGAGGGAGUUUUGUUAAAUUCAAGAGCUGGAAAAAGAAGAGGAGGUGCCCUUGUUUCGGUUGGAGAAUCCCAAAUCAAAAGAAGCUUGUUAAAUGAAUUUGACAGGAUAAAAGAAAAUGAAGAAAAAUCUUUAAAAGCUUCCAAAUGCACUCCAGAUGGUACAGUGAAAGAUAGAAAGCGGUUUACACAUCACAUUUCUUUAGAGCCUGUUACCUGUGGACCAUCUUGCACAACGAGCAACCGGCAAGAAAUCCAGAAUCUAAAUUGUACUGCACCUGAUCAAGAAUUUCUGUCUACAUCUCAUCUUUAUGAACAUUUGACUUUGGAAAAGUCUUCAACCAGUUUACCAGUUUCAAGACAGCCGUUUUACAAAGUUCCUGCUGUACGAAGUGAAAACACGAGAUACUCGACUACCGCCAGCAAACCAGUCAAAGUGUUUGUCCCACCUUUCAAAACCAAGUCACAUUUUCACAGAGAUGAGUGUUUCGUGAGCAGGGAUAUUAAUUUAGAGGAAAACAAGCAGAAACAACAAAAUAUAGAUGACUGUGGCUCUGACGAUAGUGAAAAUAAUGUCGAUGGCAGUGAGAUUCAUCAGUUUAACAAAAACUGCUCCAAUCAAGGAACAGUCAAAAUUUUCCCGAAGUGUAAAGAAGAACCUUUAGACUUAAUGACAAGCCUUCAGAAUGCCAGGAAAAUACAGGAUAUUCGAAUUAAAGAGAAAGAAAAGCAGCAUAUCUUUCCACAGCCAGGAAGUCUGUAUCUUGCAAAAACAUCCAGUUUGCCUCGAAUCUCUCUGAAAGCAGCAGUAGGAGGUCGAGUUCCCUCUGCAUGUUCUCAUAAACAGCUCUAUAUGUAUGGUGUAUCUAUACAUUGCAUGAAAAUCAACAGCAAAAACGCAGAAUCUUUUAAGUUUCACAUUCAGGAUUACUUUGGUAAGGAAGAUUUACAGGCUGGAAAGGGAAUACAGGUGGCUGAUGGUGGAUGGCUUAUACCUGACAAUGAUGGAAAGGCUGGAAAAGAAGAAUUUUAUAGGGCUCUGUGUGACACUCCAGGUGUGGAUCCAAAGCUUAUUUCUAGAGUUUGGGUCUGUAACCACUACAGAUGGAUUAUAUGGAAACUGGCGGCGAUGGAAGUUGCUUUUCCUCAGGAAUUUGCUAGCAGAUGCCUGAAUCCAGAAAGGGUCCUUCUUCAGCUAAAAUACAGAUAUGAUGUGGAAAUUGAUAGAAGCAGAAGGUCAGCUAUAAAAAAGAUCCUGGAAAGGGACGAUAUAGCUGCAAAAACACUUGUCCUCUGUGUCUCUGACAUUGUUUCAUCCAACACAAAUACGUCUGAAGGCUCUGGCGAUAAAGCCAGUGCAGACAUCAAGAAAGCGGCCGUCGUGGAACUUACAGACGGGUGGUACGCCGUCAGGGCCCAGCUGGACCCGCCUCUCACCACCCUCCUGAAGAGCGGGAGGCUGGCCGUGGGUCAGAAGGUCGUCACCCACGGAGCAGAACUGGUGGGCUCUCCUGAUGCCUGCGCACCUCUUGAAGCCCCAGAGUCUCUUAUGUUAAAGAUCUCAGCCAACAGCACGCGGCCCGCUCGCUGGGACGCCAGGCUGGGGUUCCUUCCCGACCCUCGGCCCUUCCCGCUGUGCCUGUCGUCGCUCUUCAGUGACGGGGGAGCCGUGGGCUGUGCGGACGUCGUGGUUCAGAGAGUGUACCCCGUGCAGUGGGUGGAGAAGACGUCAUCCGGAUUGUACAUAUUUCGCAAUGAAAGAGAAGAAGAAAAGGAAGCAGCAAAACAUGCAGAGGCCCAGCAGAAGAAGCUGGAAGCCUUAUUCAGUAGAAUUCAAGCACAGUUUGAAGAACGUGAAGCAAACCCAGCAAAGCGGUGUACAUCAUCACAUGCACUAACAAGACAGCAGGUCCGUGCUCUGCAGGAUGGUGCAGAGCUGUAUGAAGCCGUGAGGAGUGCGCCAGAGCCGGGGUACCUGGAGGGUUGCUUCAGUGAAGAGCAGCUGAGAGCGCUGAACAAGCACAGGCAGAUGCUGGACGCUAAGAGACAGGCGCAGAUGCAGCUGGAGUUCCGGAAAGCCGUGGAGCACGCCGAGCAGGGGGAGCGUGGUCUCGCAAGGGAUGUCGCGGCCCUGUGGAGGCUGCGUGUUGUAAGCCAUGAGAGAAAGGAAGACUGUUCAGUUAUAUUGAGUAUUUGGCGACCGUCAUCAGAUUUACAUUCACUCUUAACCGAGGGGAAGAGAUACAGAAUCUAUCAUCUUGCAGCAUCAAAAUCUAAAAGCAAAUCAGAAAGAGCCAACAUCCAGUUAACAGCAACAAAAAAAACUCAGUACCAACAACUAACGGCAUCAGAUGAAAUCUUACUCCAGGCUUAUCGCCCCAGGCAGGCCCUUUGCUUCAGCAGACUGUUAGAGCCGGACUUUCAGCCACCUUACUCUGAAGUGGACCUCAUAGGAUUUGUUGUUUCUGUUGUGAAAAAAAUAGGCCUUGCUCCUCUGGUCUAUCUGACAGAUGAAUGCUAUAAUUUUCUGGCAGUAAAAUUUUGGAUAGAUCUUAAUGAAGAUAUUAUUAGACCCCACAUGUUAGUUGCUGCAAGCAACCUCCAAUGGCGACCAGAAUCCAACUCUGGAAUUCCUACUUUAUUUGCUGGAGAUUUUUCUGUGUUUUCUGCCAGUCCAAAAGAGGGCCACUUCCAAGAGAGGUUCAACAAAAUGAAAACUGUUGUCGAGAACGUUGACACGUUUUGCAAUGAUGCAGCAGAGAAGCUGACACAUUUCCUCGGUGUAAGUGAUCCCAAGAGGGCCCCCCCAUCGACAGACUGUACAUCAGAGCUGCACACUGCUCAGACAGGCCUUGGUACCCGAAAUAAGUGCCUGAUGUCUUCUCCGAGUGAUGAGAUAAAUUAUCAGAGCGCUUUGUCACUUUGUUGCCCAAAAGGGAAGUCUGUGUCCACACCCAUAGCAGCCCAAAUAACUUCAAAGUCUUGUGCAGAGCAGAAAGCAGUGAAUGACCCAAAAAACUCCAAAAAGAGAAGAGCCCUGGAUUUCCUGAGUCGAGUGCCUUUACCGCCGCCCGUGAGUCCCAUUUGCACAUUUGUUUCCCCAGCUACCCAGAAGGCCUUUCAGCCACCACGGAUUUGUGAUACUAAGUAUGAAACACCUAUAAAAAAAAAGGAGUUGGAUUUUCCUCAGAUGACUCCCCUUAAAAAAGCCAGUGCAGUUUCUCUUUUGGAAAGCAAUUCAAUAGCUGAUGAAGAACUUGCAAUGAUAAACACCCAAGCCCUCUUGUCUGGUUCUGCAGGAGAAAAUCAGCUUCCAUCCGCCAGGGAAUCCAGGAGGACUGCUCCUUCCAGUUCAGGAGAUUAUCUUGGACAGAAAGGUCAUUGUGCUGUGCCUCUGGUCACAGGACAAGAGAAUUCCCAAGCCAGCACAGGAGAAUGCAAGAGCAACUUGCAGGACACAAGUAGGAUAAAGAAUUUAUCCAAGAGAUUACAAAGACGACAAAAACAUAAGUGACAAUAGUUACUGAGUCUUAACCUUUCCAGUUUCUGGUACAGUUUUAAACUGCCUAUCAGUAUUUGCUUAACAAGAAAAGCCAUGACUAAUAGUUUCACAGUUGCCCAUUUGCAUAUCACAAAUGUUCUUGCUCAGUUCUGUUUUUAACUGUAUGUCUUAAGACUGUACAUUUAUAAACUAAUCAGAAAAACUCAUUUAAAUCUUUCAUUGGGUUUGAUCACAAAUAUUAUUUUACAAAGAAAUGUACCCAUUUAGAGCACAUCAUUACUAAUUGAAAAAAGUUUUUAGUAAUUUUGACGCAGAUAAUUCCUUUCAGUCUAGUUCCUAUUUUAGGAGUAUUUUAGAGGUAACUUCCUAUGAAAAUUUUCCUUAGCACAUCCAUUGGUUUCUACUAUCGUUCCAUCCUGUUCAAAAGUCGGGAUAAAUAUAUUAUAGUGGGUUUUCUUCUCACUAAUUCUUUAUCCUUAAACCAGCAUGAUACAAGAAAAAGAGAACCCUCCAAGUAACUACUUUGUAUGAUCCCAAUAUGAUCUCUGAAGUUAAAUUACUUCAAUCUAAAUUCAAAUUCUUAAGUCAGAAGCAGAUUUUAAAUCUAAUUUUUUAAAGCAAAGCGGUCAUCAUCAUGGAACUUCAUAAACUGGCUUUCAAAUUGGUGCUGAUUUACCUGCUUUGUCUUUAGCAGUAUGAUAGGACCUAGAAUGUACUGCCUGGUAAACCCACCAUCAAAUCAAAAGUAACAAGUAACAUUUGUUACUUCCUUAUAUAUGAAAUAAAGAGAUAAAGUUCUAACCAAGAGCUACAUAAUGGCAUGAGGAAGCUCUUAAACCAGGUGUUUUAAUAUAUCUUAAAACCUGUGUAUAAUACCAUGUAUUCAAAUCUAAUUACAGACACAUUUCAAGUCAGGAAUAAGUUCUUUUUGGUUUGGUUUGGUUUGGUUUGGUUUGGUUGAGACAGAGUCGCACUGUAGUUCAGGCUGGCCUUGAACUUGCAGCUAUCCUCCUGCCUUAGCCUCCUGAGUGCUGGGAUUACAGUCAUAUACCAACAGGCCCAGCUAGAAGGACAAAUCCUUUUAAAAAUCAAUUUGUGGGCCGGGGGUUUAGCUCAGCAGCGUAAGCACCUGCCUGGCAAGUGUGAGGUCGUGAGUUUGAUCCUUAGUACCCAAAAAAAGUCAAUUUGUGAAGCAUGGCAUGGUAGUAUACACCUGUAAUCCCAGCACUAUGUAUGGGAGGCUGAAGCAGGAGGAUUACAAAUUUAAGCGAUUCGUUGAGACCUUUUCUCAGUAUAAAAAGGGUAGGGGACAGCUCCAUGCAAAGGCCUUGGGUUCAGUUCCCAGUACCAAUUUUUAAAAAAUACUAACUUGUGGGCUGGCAGUAUACCAUCCCCAGCACCAUAAAAAAAGUUUCCUCCUUUCUUAACUGAUCCAUAACUUAUCUCACUUCCAAAAAACAUUAAUGUAAUAGUACACUCUGAGAUUAAGUGUUCUGAUAGUCUUACUCCAACUUAAGUUUUGUUCAUAAAACAAUAUAGGGGCCAGGGAUUUAGCUCAGUGGCACAGCACCUGCCUGGCAAGUACAAGGUCCUGAGUUCAAUUCCUAGUGCCCACCCCAAAUACGUGGCCUUCACCCCCUAUUCAUUCUCAAUGUUCUACUGCAGAACGGUCGGUAAACAAGUCUCACAUGACCAGGAAAAAUUAUGUUUUCAAGGAUUUAACUUUUUGAAUUCUAGAAAUUACUGUUCUCACCUCCUGUAUUCUCAUUCUCACUCGCUUUAUGACCAUCUAUCACAAGAUAUCUAAAACACACUCCUUUUUAAUGAGUUAUAAAUAACAUCCAAGCUGUGUGAACAAAGUGUAAAGCCUGAAUAUAUAUGUGUGUUACCUCCCAGAAAUGACAACUUAGAAAGCUGUCAGAGAAUCCUGCGUGAUAGGACUAAGUGGUAAAAAGUUUGUGAUCUUAGUCAGCAUCACUUAGUGAGAGCACAUGUGCUUACAUUGCCCGUGCAGCUCCAUGAAUGAUGCAAACACUAGCAGAGUAAUGCAAGUCAGCGUUAGGUCCAAAAGACGAGCCACGGCAGUGAAAGCCAGGCUGCUUCCAAGUGGGAGAAAGUUGGUGGCAUUUAGUUAUUUCUAGGCUUCCAAAGCAAGUAUUUCAGAGGUCAUCUAGAAAAAGCAGAGACAUGAAUGGGCCAGGAGCCCACUGAAGUGUGUAAAACCUCUGGCUCUGUAGCCCAGAGCCAUUUUGUGGUGAUUACCUGGCUCAGCCCUUGUGAACCAGGCAGCCAAACCAGGGCGCUUGAAUCUGGCCCUGUGGGCUACUCCUGCAGACUUGACGGUAAUUCCCUCUACAUGUCAGGUGAUGCCGUUCUUUUUGAGCUGGUUCUGUAGUAACUAUAUUGACUACAAUACCCAGGACUACCAGGGCCUGGAAAGUGGGAGUAUUGUUAAGAGGCUUGUUAUUACAGGAUACUGUGUUCUUAAACAUACAGAAUUUUUUAACUGUAUUGGUUAGACUCAUUAAAAUGUACUGUUUUUAUGUAUAUUAGCCAAGCUCUGAGUCAAUGGAUAUACCAGUGUUUUAAAUGCUAACAAACAAAUUACAAAUACAUUGCUGGUAGUCAUCAGGAUGUUGAGUAGAUUUCCACAAUGUUAAAGGAAUGUUAAAAUAGUCUUCUGGGGUUUUUUUUUUUGUUGUUGUUGUUGUUUUGUCUUUUUCCUUUUUAUCGGUACCAGGGAUCGAACUCACGACCACCUGCUUGCAAGGCAGGUGCUUAUGCCGCUGAGCUAAAUCCCCAGCCCCUAGUCUUCUGUUUUUGUGAAGCAAGGGUCUCGCUCUGUAGCCCAGGCUGGCCUCAGAUUCACGGUGAUCCUCUUGCCUGAGUCUCCCAAGUGCUGGGAUUACAGGUGUGCACCACCAUGCAGACUAAAAAGACUUUCAAAUGUGUACAGAUGUAUAUAAGGAAAACAUCAAGUUGCUUUUGUCUUUACAUUUAAAGUUGGACUAAUAAAUAAGUUAUGAUGUACAAAAA